Messenger RNA from Onthophagus taurus, 1662 nucleotides. The record is from RefSeq and is a predicted model, not a curated record. NCBI's taxonomy places the organism in Eukaryota, Metazoa, Arthropoda, Insecta, Coleoptera, Scarabaeidae.
AUGUCCGAGAGAAAGACUAGGGGAAGAACUUUAUCAAAAACUGACGAAAUAGAGAGGGAAGAAAGAUCUUUGAGUAGAACCACAACGGGAACUCAUGACAUCGGAGACACAGGUGAAGAAACAACACCGAAACCUUCAACAUCUAAACAUAAAAAAGAGGAAGAACAAACAAGUAAAGAAUCAACAUUACCGUGCUCAAUAAUAAAACCUGAAAUGUGGCAAAAAUUUAAUGGCAAUUUUAAUCAAUUACAUCCUAUGACAUAUUUAAAUAAUAUAAUACGCUUGACGCAAGAUAUCGACGAUAAUAAAACGGUCAUGAACCUUAUCAGACUUACAUUAACAGAGAAAGCUUUAGAAUGGUUUGAAAUGGUCUCUGAUAAAUGCCAAAACGCCGAAGAAUUUAAGAGAGAAUUCGUACACCAAUAUUGGAGUAGAAGUCAACAGGACAAACUUCGAAUCGAAUUACUAACUGGGAAAUAUCGAGAAGGGUUAAAGAAUAGAGAGAACUAUGCAUGUGAAUUAUAUAACAAAUGUAAGCAUAUUAAAGACCUAGAAGAAAGAAACAUAGUAUUAUAUUUAUUAAACCAUUUUACCAUGUCAGACAAUAGUACCAUUUUAUGCCAAAAUAUAAAUACAAUAGAAGAAUUAAUGGAAAUCUUACGAAGGUUAGAUACAUAUUCGGUGAUGAAUCGAAGAGAACAAUAUAAUAAUUAUAAAGCUAGAACAGAUCAAAACUAUGUACAAUUUAAAAAUGAUAAUAAUUAUAGAUACAAAUCUAACCUAAAUGAUAACAACUAUUAUAAAUUUAACGAUUACAAUAAUUACCACAGAGAAAAACAAAACGGAAACGGCUACAAUAAAACUAACCAAAACGAAAAUGACUAUAGGAAUUACAGAAACCACCAUAAUAACAAUAAUAAUUAUAAUAACGGAAAAGGUAACUACAAUAGAUCGGACAGAAAUGAAUAUCAUUAUCCACGAUGGGGAAAUCAUUACAACGGCCAAACCUUUGGAAAUAAUCCACCGAAUAACAAUAAAACGAAUCAGGUAAACUUAGUCACUCGAGAAAGUUUUGAUAGAAGAUGGUACAAAAGAGGUGAUGAAAACAACAGAAAUUUUAAACAUGACGAAAUUGUAGCAGACGUUCGCCGUUCAGGAAAUGAAGAAAGGAGUAAGAAAAAUAAAGGUAAUAAUGAAAAGAGAGAAAAGAUAGAAAGGAAUGAAGAAAAAGAGAAAGGUAAAAGAAAGAUAAAUAAUGUUAAUAAACGAGAAGUAUAUGAAAAGGGAAGAAAUGAUUAUGAAUUGGAUGAUUAUGAAUUAAAUGAUUAUGGAAUAAGUGAUGAGUUUAUAAAAUUGGAAGGGCGGGAGGAGAAGUUAAAAAAUGAGAUUGUUACAGAAGAUAAUAAAGAGAAAUAUAUAGAAUGUUUGUUUGAAGAAUUAGAAUUAGGAAAAGAAUAUAAAGAAAAGUUAAAAAGUAUAAUGUUGGAAAAUUCUAUUACUUAUAAUGAUAAAAUAACUUUUGCAAGAAAUUAUGAACAUAAGAUACUAAUUGAUGAUAAUCAACCGUUAAAUAGUAAACAUUAUCCGAUACCAUUCCAUUAUAGAGAACAAGUUAACUUUGAAAUUAAUAAAUUAUUAGAACAACAAAUUAUUGAAGGAUAA